Messenger RNA from Pristis pectinata (smalltooth sawfish), 4547 nucleotides. Its product is annotated as kelch-like protein 24. The transcript is spliced from 8 exons. The coding region runs from base 351 to 2093 and encodes 580 amino acids. NCBI's taxonomy places the organism in Eukaryota, Metazoa, Chordata, Chondrichthyes, Rhinopristiformes, Pristidae. Gene Ontology annotation, molecular function: protein binding. The record is from RefSeq and is a predicted model, not a curated record.
GAAACGCGCAAGAAUAAUUGGACUGGAGUCAGGUUCCCCCAGAAUAAUCCUCUCCCCCAAGUCCAUCCCCCCUCCUCCUUUGACCAAGCGGCUAAACCCAACCCCCCGAGCGACUUCCAGGAACUGCCUGAGGUACCCAAUUAAUUAUUAAAAGUAGUUCCAGCGAAUUGAGGUGCGUGGCUUCCUCUAAUGUCAUAAAACGGGUUCUGAUGUAAAUAUUCGGCAGUCAAGGCUGGCUCGGGGAUCUGGAAGGAGCUUCUGUGUAACCCUUUUGUGGAUGUGAACGGCUUAUUUGAAUGACGGACGUUGUCGUCGUCUGGUGAUAAAAUAGUGUCCCUCGGCAACUGGAGAUGGGAUUUGGCUGCACAACUGGCGAAGGUGAAGCUAGAGGAACACAAUUCGCCAAAAAGACUCCCAGCACAGACCUUCAACUGGAGACAUGUCACGCCGAGGACAUCCUGAGGAACAUGAGCAUCUUUUGUCAGCGCAAACUCUUCACUGAUAUCGUGCUUCGUGUCGAGAGCCGAGAGUUCCAUUGCCAUCGAGCCAUCCUCUCUGCCAACAGUAUCUACUUCUGGACCAUGUUUUGCAUUGGCCUCAAGGAGAGCCAGCAAGACACUGUGGACAUCAAAGGGGUCUCGGCAGACACAAUGGACUGCGUGUUGGACUACAUGUACGGAGGGAGCAAAAACAUUCAUGAGGAUAAUGUGCAGAGCCUUCUGGAGGCUGCCGACCUCUUUCAGAUGUCGGGUCUUCGGAGCAACUGUGAGAAGUUCCUGGAGGAGCAAUUGGAUCCUUGUAACUGCCUGGGAAUCUUGAGCUUUGCAAACAGCUUCUCCAUCCCGACCUUAUUGGAGAAGAGCAGAAAGCUUCUCCUGGAGAGUUUCGCAGAGGUGAUCCAACACGACGAGUUUCUGCAGGUGCCCAAGAGUGAGCUCCUCGAUCACCUGUCCAGCGACCUCUUGGCCGUUGCCCAGGAGGAGACCGUCUUCGAAGCGGUGAUGCGUUGGGUGCGGCAUGACGUGGCCGCCAGGAAGUGUGAACUGAGAGAACUAUUGGAGCUCGUUCGAAUUCCCCUCCUGGAUCCCAUAUACUUUGUUGAGAAGGUUGAAAUGGAUGAGUUGAUCCUGAACUCCAAGGAAUGCUUUCCAUUGCUGCAAGAGGCUCGGAAGUACCACAUCUUUGGCAAUGAGAUAACUACUCCCAGGACAAGGCCACGAAAGUUUGCAAACGUUGCAGAGGUCAUCGUCGUGGUGGGUGGCUGUGACAAGAAGGGGCGGGCAUCACUGCCAUACACUGAACGGUACAACCCAGGCACUGGGGAGUGGACCCAGCUGGCAAAGAUACCAGACUACACCAAGUCCGAGUUCGCUGUUUGCAUUCUAAAGAAUGACAUCUUCCUCUCAGGUGGGCAUCUGUACAGUAAGGAUGUGUGGAUGUACAACUCCCUUCUCAAUGUCUGGCUGAGAGUGGCACCUUUGAAUAAAGGAAGAUGGAGGCAUAAGAUGGUGGCCUUACAAGGCAAGAUCUAUGCAGUGGGUGGAUUUAAUGGAUUCAGUCGGAUAUCUAGUGUCGAAUGCUACGAUCCUUCCUUGAACUGUUGGAGCCUGAGGACUCCUUUAUUGGAAGCUGUCAGUUCAGCAGCUGUUACUGUCUGCUUAAACAAAGUCCAUGUCAUUGGGGGAGCCCUCAAUGAUAAGUUAAAUUCCACCAAGGUACAAAGCUUUGACCCACUGAAGGAUGAAUGGACUUUCACAACCACCACUCCUUUUGCUCAAAGAUGCAUUAAUGCCGUGAGCCUGAAUGAUUCAUUCUAUGUUAUGGGAGGGCUCAUGGAGUGUGUGUACAAGUAUGAUCCAAAGCAAGACAUCUGGACAGUGUUGACCCAUUCUACAGGACCACUGGAGAACAGUGGGCUGACGGUCUGCAAUGGCAUGCUCUAUAUCUUGGGGGGGAAGGAUGACUUGGCAGAAGGCACGGACCGAGUGCUCUGCAUUGACCCCAUCUCAAGCAAGCUGAGCCAGGUGUCCAACAUGCCGCGGUGUGUCAGUUAUCACGGCUGUGUCACCAUCCACCAGCGCGUGAGACAAUGAAGAGCCCGUUCCCUGCCCGCAGGCUUCCUGGGGACCUGCUUCUCAUUGGACAUUGGAUGUGACACCUGGGCAUUCUUUCCCUACCCUGUUACAAGCCAGGCUGUCAGAAAGGGCACAGUCAAGACUUGGGUUAAAUCAUCACAAAUGGAAAAUGUAACUGUUCCUGUGAGUAACUCACCGUAUCCUGGUCUCAUUCACCCUAAGAUGUCCUGACCCACAGAACAUCCCCUGUCUAACAAAUCCAACCUCAGUACUCCCUUCUGUGCUAUCACUGGAUACUGACGUGCAAUCCCCAGACCACUAAUUCUCUUGGGGGUCAGAGAUUGAUCCUUUGGAGACUUGAAUGUAUCCAAGAAUGGAGCAUCCGCUGGACUUGGAGGAGAAGAUUCCCAAAGCCUCUCAAUUCCCUGAGGGAAGUCCUUUGUUCAAUUCUUCAGGGAAGUGUGUGUCUCUGUCGUGUGUGUGUGUGUGUGUGUGUGUAAAACUAAGGAAGGAACAUUGAAACAUUUCUAGGUGCACUGUUCCCUUGUCAGUGGAGAUACGGGCUUGGGAGAUUGCUGUUGGAGUGACCUUGGUGAGUCACUGCAUUGAUCGUUCACACUUGAGCCACGGUCCACCAGUGGUGAAGGAGUGGAUGUUGAAGAUGGUGGAUUUGGUGCCGACGAAGUGGGACCCUGAAUGAAAUGCUUCCUCAAGCACGGACAUGCUGUUCUCUGUAUCCCUGUGCGCUCGUUCUGUUGGCAGGAGAGUCGUUAGGUGUGCUUGUUCCUCAGUAAUGUCCCAGUAACAAGAACAUGUCUAAACGUUGCCCAUGCAUUUGAACCACUGCCUUUUAUAAUUAUCUGCUGUGCCUUAACGAAUUUGAGAAGAUGUUACACCAUAUAUUCACAAGCUCAAUUGACAUCAUUGAGGGUGAUGAAGUUACUUCAAUUCCCCACUGUGAUCCAGUGACCAUUACCACUCAAGGUACUUAAAGAUUAAGGCUCUUAAAGGGAAAGAGCCAUGCUUCACUAGCAUAGAAUAUAUUUCAGAAGUAUCUUCUGCAUAUGCUUAAAACUGUGAAAUGUGUCUUUAAAUGUUAAUAUUGAUUUAAUACCUCCCCGCUCAUUAACCAUUGAAUGUGAACAUGAGAUUUUCUUAUUGUGAAUGCUGGCUCUGUGUGCUAGGACUUCCCCCAGGCUUUCUCAUCUUGAUUCCAUUCCGUUCUUGACCCUUCAUUUAGGAAGGCUAGGUGAAGGGUCAAAGGUCAAUCUAGGAAAAUGAGAUGAACACUCGAGCCUGUCUCAGUUUCAGCUAGAUCGCAAAUAAUAUGCAGAUCAAAUUCUUUCAUCUGCAUGUUCUAUUGCUAAUUCUUUUAUGCUAACCAACAAAUAAAUUAACUUAUUUCCCCGUGGUUGGGAAGGUGGGGCUUGGGGUUAGACAGCAAGGUUUGUGGGAGUGUUCCCCAGGUUCCACUUCCAAGUUCCACCUCAACUUCCCGAUUCCAGGUUCCAAGUUGUGGUGCAUGCGAUGAACUUUGAUUUCACGGCAUCAAGUUAAUUGGUUAACAGAAGCCCUAGUUUUGUAGCUGUUGGUUGGGGUUGGUGCAAGUUUGGGGAGUCCUAAAUUGUUAUUAAGUAUUGAUAGCCCAAUUGGAAAAGUUUUGAAAAACUCUACAUGACUCUAAAUGCUUUUAGAAUCAUAUGGAGUUGUACAGCACAGGUGCAGGCCCUUCGGCCCAACUCAUCCAUGCCCACCAUGGUGCCUAGUCGCAUCUACCUGCAUUAAGUCAAUAUCCUUCCACUAUCCUGUCCAAAUGUCUUUAAAUAUUGUAAUUGUACCCAUCUCUAUCUCUUCUGGCACGUUCCAUAUAAAUACCACCCUCUGUGUGGAAACAUUUGCCCCUUGGAUCUCUUUCAAAUCUUUCCCCUUUCACCGUAAACCUAUGCCCUCUAAUUUUAAACUCUUCCUCCCUAGGAAAAAGACUCUACCUACCCUAACCUUUUAAAAGGGUUGAUUGGGCUGUGCAUGGGACAGAGAGUUGGAGGAGUCUUAAAUUGUCAGUAAAUAUUCCUGGCCAUUCCAAUACCUCAUCGUUGGUGAGAUGUGGCAUGGAAAGAUCCCAUAAUCAGAAACAUUACCAAUGCAACCAAGUAUUCCAUCUUUUGUCAAUCAACAUUUGGCCAAGGAGGACUCCACCGAUCUUUUAAAUGCAGCUUUGUGGAUACAAAUGAUCUCACAAAGUUGGUAGAGCAUAGGAUUGAAGUGUCAGAUGCAAGAUAAGACUCCUUCAGUACGUCACUGCUCAUGUUUUUGUAUAUGGGUUUCUGGAGAGUGCCUUGAACCCACGACCUUCUGAUUUAUAGCCAAGAGUCCAGCCCACUGAGCCAAGUAACUGAGCCACAUUUGCUGUUGAGAUUAAAAUCCUCUGAUGCUGUAGUUGGUAGAUUAAAAUUUAAGCAAUGUGUUUGUUAA